AUGGCUUCGACGACGCGUACACCUCCUGCCACCGCCCCGUUGACAUUCAUCACCACAGACUCACGAUGUCGGCUUGCCCAAGAGGCAAUCAAGGUCCACAUUUUAAGGCGGCGGCAUCGCAAAGGAGACAAAGGUCGUUAUCGCUACGAUGAUUGCGAGAGUGGCGGACAGGUUCAUGUGUGGGAAUCUGUUCCGUCUUCAGCACCGUCGAACUCGCCUAAGCCGACCAAAACCGAAAGGCCUAAGACGGACAACCAAGCCUCGAAUUGGAAUAGUACCCUCACGGUUAUCAACGACGAACAGUUGAUUAACCUGAAGAACCUCGGCAAGGUACUUGGAGACAGGGGCCCCUGCGAGCCACUCCAGGACCCGGUUGAUCAUUUAAUUAGAAAGUUCAUCCAUCGAUGCAGGAGGUCGCGGGCAGCCGAAGAGUUCCUGAGCUGUUAUCGACUAUGUUCGGCGGCAUUCAGUGCGUUCCUGGCAAAUGAAACGCUUGUGUCCACGUAUGAAAGGGGGACAGCCUCGUCAUUAAGCGCAGUGGAACUGGAACAGUAUGCACUGCAACAAGUGUCCCAACAGAUAUCGGCUUCCCCAUCGGAGCCUGAAUAUGGCACGAUCCUGGCCGCAGCCUUGCUGGCCAACCACAAGGAGCUCAAGGAGGAACACGCAUUUGCUGAUUGGCACUGGAACGCGCUCAAGCGAAUGAUCAGCCUCCGGGGCGGCGUCUAUUGUCUUCGCGCACACGAAGAGCUCCAUGCCCUGCUCUUUUGGCUGGACAUCCUGGUUUGUAACGCCUUCCACUGUUCUCUCGGUCAGUUGUCGAGCGUACAAAGCUCCGAAGCAGCGUCUCGGGACAAAGACGAAUUCGUUGAGCUAUUCGGCCGCAUUGCCGAACAAUGUUCAUGUCCGACCGCGAAUCAUUUUGGAAACAUGGUCCUGAUUUGCACGCUCAGGGCCCUGCAUCAGCCAACCUUUAUGCGAGACAAGUGUGCGCAGAUCAAGUGGCGGCGCGCCAAGUUGGCAUGUUCGAUUCAUUUGGCAGCUCUGCUCCUUCAGGAUCAGACGGAGUCUGACUCCCGCGCGCGAACUGCCUUGAUCAAGAUCGAAGAGGAGGUUGUGCUACGUGAGAAUACUUGCCAAGUAUUGCCAGAGGAGCUGCUUCAUAUCAUCCUCCGUGCAACGAACCAGGAUGGUCUUUGCGAGUCGAUAUGGUACACUUCUCGCAUCAUGAACGUCGUCAAGCAGUUGCCUCUCGAUACCCGCAACACAUGCAACGAUAUUUUAUCGGCGUUCCUUGGCCACGGGGACUCAAUUGAGCCGGCGCUCGAGCGGUGGAGAGGUGUAUCGACUGCCCUAGUACGGGGUGAGCCUCAAUAUAGCGAUAAGGGCAGCUUGGCUGACGAGGAAUUUCAACAAAUUUACCAGAUGGGAUGA
Messenger RNA from Exophiala dermatitidis NIH/UT8656, 1434 nucleotides. RefSeq lists its product as uncharacterized. The transcript is spliced from 2 exons. The record is from RefSeq and is a predicted model, not a curated record. Lineage: Eukaryota; Fungi; Ascomycota; Eurotiomycetes; Chaetothyriales; Herpotrichiellaceae. The coding region runs from base 1 to 1434 and encodes 477 amino acids.